This is a messenger RNA of Effrenium voratum, 1369 nucleotides long. The record is from the annotation of a GenBank genome assembly. Lineage: Eukaryota; Dinophyceae; Suessiales; Symbiodiniaceae.
CCAUCCCCCAGCCCGGCGGAAGUGUGGCGGGCUGCCAUGCCAUGGGCGCGGCGGAUAGCCUGGCGCGGUGCCAGGACCUGGACUUCGGCAGCCGCAGGAAGGCCAAGCGGCACGGCUCGAGCAAUGCGGCCCUGGGCUGCAUGCAGAACGCGCAGCGCGCGGCACUGCAGCUUCUCUACGGGCCUGAGCCCGAGGAGGCCCGGCGAACGUUCGCCCAUCCGGUCUCCGAGCGGCUGCGGCUGUGCGGCUUGGGGGAGAAGGAGCGGGAGGAGGACCAGCAGCGUCACGAGGGCUUCUUCCAAGCGCUGCGGGUGGGCGACUUCCGACAGGUGGUGCACUGCGUGGAGGAGGGCGCAGACCUCACGGCGCGGACGCUGCGCGGCCAGGACGUGGUGAUGCUGGCCUCCACCACCCGCGCCGAGGGAGCGGUGGAGGUGCUCAAGUUCAUGGCGGAUGCCAAGAUCGGCAUCGAGAACCAGGACUGCCUGGGCUGGACACCGCUCUGCCACGCCUGCCGCAACAGCGCCCUGCAGGCCGCUACCUUCCUGCUGGAGAACCGGGCGCGGCUGGACUGCCAGGACAACUCGGGCCGCACCCCGCUGAUGCUCGCCUGCCUGGAAGGCAGCCUGGAGGUGCCGAUCCUGCUCAUCGAGGCCUCUGCACAGAUCCGGCUGCAGGCGCCUUCCGCGGGGCGGCUUCUUCGGUUCGCUUCCCGGGGGAAAGCGGCGGCGUGGAAGACGGCGGAAACAGUGGAACGCGCCAAAGGGGCGGCACGCCCAAGAAAGCAGCGGAACGCGCCCCAAAAAAGCCGUGGAGGACCACCGGGGCUGGACGGCCAUCUUCUACGCCGCGGAGCGGGGGAAGCAGGAGGUGGUGAAGCUGCUGCUGCGGAAGCUGGCGAGCCCCCACAUCAUCGGCAAGGAAGGCGUGUCCGCGCUGAUGGUGGCCUGCGUGCGGGGCAACGUCAUGGCGGCGAAGCAGCUGAUCAGGCGCCGCGCGGACGUGAACCAGGUGGAGAAGAACGGGAACUCCGCGCUGAUGCUGGCGCUCGCCGCCGCUCAGCAGGACCUCUCGGCCUGGCUGCUGCAGGAGGACGUGGACGUCGACCUCAGCAACGCGCUGGGGGAGACGGCCUACGACAUCGCGGCGGAGCAGGGCUUCAACUCCCUGAAGAGCACCAUCAUCAUGAUCUCCCGCAAGCGGGAGGAGGCGCAGCGCAAGGCCUCCCUGGAGGCGGCGGCGCUGGCGCUGGGCCAGGACUAGGACCUCGGACCGCUGUCUGAGGACCAUGAUGCGGCAAGGUCGCUCCGCAAGACGCGGGUGGCAACCAGACGCGCGCAUUCUUAUAUGCUCCCCGGUUGAUUGAACA